AUGGAAGAAGCAAAUGAAGUAUGCGUACCGGCUGAUCAGCAUCAAAAUCUUAAUUCAAUCUUUCACUCAAGUAAUAUUGCCAAUAAAAUUAAUGUAUCCUAUAGAGAAGCAGUGGGAAGUAUUUUGUAUUUGUCUCAAGUAUCUAGACUUGACAUUGCAUAUUCUGUUAACCUAGUCAGUAGAUAUCUAGAUAACUAUAAAAAAAUUCAUUGGAACUCUGUAAAAAGAAUAAUCAAAUAUGUGAAGGGAACAAUUGGAUAUGAUUUUGCUGGUUGUGUGGAAGCAAGACGCUCUACAACUGGUGUUAUAUUUAAUCUUAGUUCAGCUGCUAUAUCUUGGAAGUCACAGAAGCAAGCAACAGUUUCUCUUUCGACAACAGAAGCAGAAUAUGUGGCUGCUAGCAUCGCUGUUAAAGAUCUAUUAUAG
Molecule: messenger RNA, 426 nt
Organism: Daktulosphaira vitifoliae (grape phylloxera)
Lineage: Eukaryota; Metazoa; Arthropoda; Insecta; Hemiptera; Phylloxeridae
Exons: 2
Coding region: 1-426 (141 amino acids)
Source: RefSeq, a predicted model, not a curated record